Messenger RNA from Gopherus flavomarginatus (Mexican gopher tortoise), 1912 nucleotides. It is a transcript of the gene OTUD5, whose product is annotated as OTU deubiquitinase 5. The record is from RefSeq and is a predicted model, not a curated record. Gene Ontology annotation, biological process: protein deubiquitination. Gene Ontology annotation, molecular function: cysteine-type deubiquitinase activity; K63-linked deubiquitinase activity. The coding region runs from base 94 to 1737 and encodes 547 amino acids. NCBI's taxonomy places the organism in Eukaryota, Metazoa, Chordata, Testudines, Testudinidae. The transcript has 9 exons.
CUUAGCCCCUCCAUCCGGGUACCACCAUCCUCUUAGCCCCUCCAUCCGGGUUCCCCGCCCGCCGGCCCAGCCGGGCCCCGCUCCCUCCCGGCCAUGACGAUCCUGCCCAAGAAGAAGCCCUGCCCGGCGGCGGGGGACGGGGAGCGGGACCCGCCGGGCGGACCCCCCCGCGCCGCGGCCUCGGGCGGGGUGGGCGGCCCGGACCCCCACCCGCACCCCCACCCGCGGGGGGGGCCCGGCCCGGACUCGCACGCCCGGGGGGGGGCCGGCGGCGGGGGCGGCCCCCCCGCCGGCCCCGACCCCCGCGGCGGAGGGGCCCGAUCCCGGGCCUCCCCUCCCCCGCCCCGCUGGGGGGCGCCCCCCGCCGGCUCGCCGCCGCCGCCGGGCCCCGGCGGGGUGGGGGGCGGCGGGGACCCGCUCGGGGGGCUGGACGGGGCCCCGCUGCUCGGGGCGGGCGAGGCCCGGGGCGGGGGCUGCUGCUCGGGGCCGGGGCACAGCAAGCGGCGGCGGCAGGGGGGGCCCGGCCCGGGCAGCAGCCCCGAGCGGGACGAGGCCGGCGGCGGCGCCGGCUGUAACAGCGAGGACGAGUACGAGACGGCGGCGGCCCGCGGGGAGAGCAUGGACCCGGCCACCGUGGAGCAGCAGGAGAACAGGUUUGAGAAGUCGCUGCGGGAGAAGAAAGGUUUCAUCAUCAAGCAGAUGAAGGAGGACGGGGCUUGUUUAUUCCGGGCUGUGGCUGACCAGGUCUAUGGAGACCAGGACAUGCAUGAAGUGGUCCGGAAGCACUGUAUGGACUACCUGAUGAAAAACGCCGAUUAUUUCUCCAACUACGUGACUGAAGAUUUCACCACCUACAUCAACCGGAAGCGGAAAAACAAUUGCCACGGCAACCACAUUGAGAUGCAGGCCAUGGCGGAGAUGUACAACCGGCCUGUGGAGGUGUACCAGUACGGCACAGAGCCCAUCAACACUUUCCACGGCAUCCAGCAGAACGAGGACGAGCCCAUCCGGGUCUCCUACCACCGCAACAUCCACUACAACUCUGUGGUGAACCCCAACAAGGCCACCAUCGGCGUGGGGCUGGGGCUGCCUUCCUUCAAGCCAGGGUACGCGGAGCAGUCGCUGAUGAAAAGCGCCAUCAAGACGUCAGAGGAGUCCUGGAUCGAGCAGCAGAUGCUGGAGGACAAGAAGCGAGCGACCGACUGGGAGGCCACGAACGAGGCCAUCGAGGAGCAGGUGGCCCGCGAGUCCUACCUGCAGUGGCUGCGGGACCAGGAGAAACAAGCCCGACAGCCCCGGAAAGCCAGCGCCACCUGCAGCUCGGCCACGGCGGCGGCGACCAGCGGGCUGGAGGACUGGAGCAGCCGCUCCCCGCGGCAGCGCAGCUCAGCCCCGUCCCCCGAGCACCCCGACCUGCACGGCGAGAUCACCGCCCUGAAACCGCCCUCCCCGGGCACCGCCGCCGCCCUGGCGCUGCCCAAGCCGCCCUCGCCCUGCGCGCCAGGCACAAGCAGUCAGUUAUCGGCAGGAGGCGGACGAGCGACCCCACCCUUAGUGUCCUUGUACCCGGCCCUGGAGUGCCGGGCCAUCAUGCAGCAGAUGUCGCCUACUGCGUUUGGUCUGACCGACUGGGACGAGGACGAGAUCCUGGCGUCGGUGCUGGCGGUCUCGCAGCAGGAAUACCUGGAGAGCAUGAAGGGGUCCCUGCACAGAGACAGCCCCGCCGACAAGAGUUGAUAAUGAAGGGAGACUGUCAGCCCCCCGGCCCCCCUGCGCCCCCCGGCCCCAGGGCCCCCCAGCGCUCAUGGCUGGACGGAAACAGAGACCAAGAACCUGGGGAGAAAGCCCAAGCGGCCGCGUGUGGCCUCAUCCCUUCUGCCGCCAGCUGGAGGCGCUGCCGGACCCCCAGCGG